Molecule: messenger RNA, 1444 nt
Organism: Medicago truncatula (barrel medic)
Lineage: Eukaryota; Viridiplantae; Streptophyta; Magnoliopsida; Fabales; Fabaceae
Product: probable pectate lyase 5
Exons: 4
Coding region: 78-1289 (403 amino acids)
Molecular function (GO): pectate lyase activity
Source: RefSeq, a predicted model, not a curated record
ACUGUCCUUACAUUUCUUCAUAAACAAAGUAACUCUACCUUCCCUGUUUCUUUUGAUUAAGGGUAGCUCAAGAAGUUAUGGCAGUUCCACUCACAUACAUGCUACUACUCUCAUUACUACUUUUUGUACCUUCCUUCAUUCAAUCUUCCCCACUUCAAGAUCCUGAAUUAGUAGUCCAAGAUGUACAAAAGAGUAUUAAUGAUUCAAGGAGAAACUUAGCAUUCCUUUCUUGUGGAAGUGGCAACCCUAUUGAUGAUUGUUGGAGAUGUGACAAAAAUUGGGAAAAGAAUCGUCAACGUUUAGCAGAUUGUGCCAUUGGAUUUGGCAAACAUGCAAUUGGAGGAAGAGAUGGUAAAAUAUAUGUAGUAACUGAUCCUGGUGAUCAUGCUGUGAAUCCAAAGCCAGGAACAUUAAGAUAUGGUGUUAUUCAAGAAGAACCAUUGUGGAUAAUCUUCAAGCGUGACAUGGUUAUUAAGCUUAAACAAGAGCUAAUGAUGAAUUCUUUCAAAACAAUUGAUGGUAGAGGAACAAAUGUGCACAUUGCUGGUGGACCUUGUAUUACUGUACAAUUUGUGACAAAUAUUAUUAUUCAUGGGAUUAAUAUACAUGAUUGUAAAAGAGGUGGGAAUACUUAUGUGAGAGAUACACCUACACAUUAUGGUUUUAGGACACUUUCUGAUGGUGAUGGAGUGUCUAUUUUUGGUGGGAGUCAUGUUUGGGUUGAUCAUUGCUCUCUUUCUAAUUGCCGUGAUGGAUUAAUUGAUGUUAUUCAUGGAUCUACAGCUAUUACUAUUUCUAAUAAUUUCAUGACUCAUCAUAAUAAGGUUAUGCUUUUGGGUCAUAGUGAUAGUUUCACUAGAGAUAAGAAUAUGCAAGUUACCAUUGCCUUUAACCAUUUUGGAGAAGGACUAGUUCAAAGAAUGCCAAGAUGUAGGCAUGGAUAUUUUCAUGUGGUGAACAAUGACUACACACAUUGGAGAAUGUAUGCCAUAGGAGGAAGUGCUAAUCCAACCAUCAAUAGCCAAGGCAAUAGAUUUCUUGCUUCCAAUGACAAUACCUUCAAAGAGGUGACAAAGCGCGAGAAUGCAGGACAAAGUCAAUGGAAGAAUUGGAAUUGGAGAUCCAGUGGUGAUUUGAUGUUAAACGGUGCAUUCUUUAGGCCAUCAGGAGCAGGUUCAUCUUCAAGCUAUGCAAGAGCAUCUAGUUUGGCAGCAAAACCAUCUUCUCUAGUAGCAUCUCUCACUGCAUCAGCAGGAUCACUAAACUGCAGAAAAGGAUCUCGCUGCUGAAUUAAGAAGCCUUUAAAUAUAUUAAGUUACAUUAUUAGAAAUAAAGGCAAAAAUCAAUCAUUAAUAUGCCAACUGUAUCUAGUUUUGAAGAAAAAAAAAGUGGUUCAACUUUUUUUGUAAAUUGAACUUUUUAGACAUAUUUUGUUUUGUAACUA